UACUGCUCUUUACUUUAUUUUGAUGCCUGUUUACAUGUGUUAAUGUAGAAUAUUCUACCAAACGUUAUCAGUGUAAAAACACAUCGAUACAAUGAUAAUAACUUGUCGUCAAGGUUAUGUCAUGGAACCGGAGAUGCCUCUUUUUCAUGUUAAACAAAUAAACAAAGUGUCUAUUAGUAAACAAAUACGUUUUGCCCAGAUACUAGCAGUGUUUCGUUUUGUCAUGCAGAAGCUAAGCCAUGGCGGAGCCCGAGGAAGGCGCAGAAGAAGAGGUGGUGGUGCGACUGGCCACUACACCUCAGAUCAUCUUGCCUGAGAGCAUAGUCCCCGGACCGUUGACAAAUUCGCGUGCGGCGACCUCGGCCGGCGUGGAGCUGGGUCGGAAGCUGCUGCUGGCCGCCCGGGCCGGGGACACCAACCAGGUGCUGGACCUCAUGGCGCAGGGAGCGCCCUUCACUACUGAUUGGUUGGGCACGUCGCCGCUGCACCUGGCGGCGCUGGGCGGGCACUUGGGCACGGCGGCCGUGCUGCUGCGCGCGGGCGUGAGCCGCGACGCGCGCACCAAGGUGGAGCGCACGCCGCUGCACCUCGCCGCGCACGCCGGGCACGAGGCCGUGGCCGCCGUGCUGCUCGACCACGGCGCCGCCGUCGACUGCAGGGACAUGCUCCGCAUGACGCCGCUGCACUGGGCGUGCGCGCGCGGGCACGCGGCGCUGGCGGCGCUGCUGGUGCGGCGCGGCGCGGACCCGGGCGCGCGCUGCAAGUUCCGCCGCACGCCGCUCUCCCUCGCCGCCCACUGCCCCGCCCUCAGCGCCGCCCUGCACCGCGCCGUGGCCGAGCGGGACCAGGCCGCCAGUGUCCGAGCCAUACAACAAGAAAUGGCAGUGGACGACGUGACUGAAUCGAAGGUAUACGAAACGGUCCAGAUGCAGAUCCCCACUGAAGAAAAACCCACACAACCCACUAUCAGGAUACAGCACAAACUGAACAAACCCAUCUUGGAAACUAAUGAGCAGGCGCAGCAGCCGCUCGGAAACGGUACCGACACAAACGCGACAGGCGCGGCGUUACUGCGGCAUCACGGCAUAACGUUACUGCCCGCUGACGACGGCAGCACCGUGUUGUCUGCGCUGCAGAGUGGACGGACUGUUGUGCUUUCAGACGCGGGCAAGCUGAUGCUGAAGGAGAACAGCUCGCCGCCGGCGGCCCCCGCUCCCCCCUCCCCCUCCCCCGCUCCCCCCGUCACCCCCCACUCCCCGGCCCCCCGCGCCGGCGUGCUGGUGCGCGCCCGGCCCGCGCGCGAGCCGCCCAAGCCCGGCGUCAAGGUGUUCACCGUCAACAAGCAGCCGGAUAAACACAUGCAGAUAAAAUACGUGCAACUGCCGCCAGACGCUACCAUCCUCUCCCCGCACAAGGCGGCCAUGAAGGCCAAGAGCAAGGUCAUCCGCGCCGCCGCCGGCACCGGGACCGGGACCGGCACCGGCACCGGCGCCGGAUCCGGGACCGCCGGGACCAACCGGCCCGGCGUCAAGAUCAUCAUGAACAAGGCCAGCUUCAGCAAGCUGCUAGCCACUGCCACGAAGGCACACGGCUCGGGAGACAACGAGCCACUUUCCCUCGGCGCCGCGCGCGGCGAAGCGGUGGUGUGCGUGCCGGAGCAGUUCGUGCGCUCCAUGUCGGCGCGAUACCUCCGCGCACAGCUCCUCGCCGCGCACGCCGCGCUCGCGGAGCUGCAGCGCCAGCUCACGCAGACCCGCGCACAGCUCGCCGCCACGCAGCCCGGCUAGUGGCCGCACUACACUCCGCGCACAGCUCCUCGCCGCCACGCAGCCCGGCUAGUGGCCGCACUACACUCCGCGCACAGCUCCUCGCCGCGCACGCCGCGCUCGCGGAGCUGCAGCGCCAGCUCAACCAGGCCCGCGCACAGCUCGCCUCCACGCAGCCCGGCUAGUGGCCGCACUACACUCCGCGCACAGCUCGCCGCCACGCAGCCCGGCUAGUGGCCGCACUACACUCCGCGCACAGCUCCUCGCCGCGCACGCCGCGCUCGCGGAGCUGCAGCGCCAGCUCAACCAGGCCCGCGCACAGCUCGCCUCCACGCAGCCCGGCUAGUGGCCGCACUACACUCCGCGCACAGCUCGCCGCCACGCAGCCCGGCUAGUGGCCGCACUACACUCCGCGCACAGCUCCUCGCCGCGCACGCCGCGCUCGCGGAGCUGCAGCGCCAGCUCAACCAGGCCCGCGCACAGCUCGCUGCCACGCAGCCCGGCUAGUGGCCGCACUACACUCCGCGCACAGCUCCUCGCCGCGCACGCCGCGCUCGCGGAGCUGCAGCGCCAGCUCAACCAGGCCCGCGCACAGCUCGCCUCCACGCAGCCCGGCUAGUGGCCGCACUACACUCCGCGCACAGCUCGCCGCCACGCAGCCCGGCUAGUGGCCGCACUACACUCCGCGCACAGCUCGCCGCCACGCAGCCCGGCUAGUGGCCGCACUACACUCCGCGCACAGCUCCUCGCCGCCACGCAGCCCGGCUAGUGGCCGCACUACACUCCGCGCACAGCUCCUCGCCGCCACGCAGCCCGGCUAGUGGCCGCACUACACUCCGCGCACAGCUCCUCGCCGCCACGCAGCCCGGCUAGUGGCCGCACUACACUCCGCGCACAGCUCCUCGCCGCGCACGCCGCGCUCGCGGAGCUGCAGCGCCAGCUCAACCAGGCCCGCGCACAGCUCGCCUCCACGCAGCCCGGCUAGUGGCCGCACUACACUCCGCGCACAGCUCCUCGCCGCCACGCAGCCCGGCUAGUGGCCGCACUACACUCCGCGCACAGCUCCUCGCCGCCACGCAGCCCGGCUAGUGGCCGCACUACACUCCGCGCACAGCUCGCCGCCACGCAGCCCGGCUAGUGGCCGCACUACACUCCGCGCACAGCUCCUCGCCGCCACGCAGCCCGGCUAGUGGCCGCACUACACUCCGCGCACAGCUCCUCGCCGCCACGCAGCCCGGCUAGUGGCCGCACUACACUCCGCGCACAGCUCGCCGCCACGCAGCCCGGCUAGUGGCCGCACUACACUCCGCGCACAGCUCGCCGCCACGCAGCCCGGCUAGUGGCCGCACUACACUCCGCGCACAGCUCCUCGCCGCCACGCAGCCCGGCUAGUGGCCGCACUACACUCCGCGCACAGCUCGCCGCCACGCAGCCCGGCUAGUGGCCGCACUACACUCCGCGCACAGCUCCUCGCCGCCACGCAGCCCGGCUAGUGGCCGCACUACACUCCGCGCACAGCUCCUCGCCGCCACGCAGCCCGGCUAGUGGCCGCACUACACUCCGCGCACAGCUCCUCGCCGCCACGCAGCCCGGCUAGUGGCCGCACUACACUCCGCGCACAGCUCCUCGCCGCGCACGCCGCGCUCGCGGAGCUGCAGCGCCAGCUCAACCAGGCCCGCGCACAGCUCGCCUCCACGCAGCCCGGCUAGUGGCCGCACUACACUCCGCGCACAGCUCCUCGCCGCCACGCAGCCCGGCUAGUGGCCGCACUACACUCCGCGCACAGCUCGCCGCCACGCAGCCCGGCUAGUGGCCGCACUACACUCCGCGCACAGCUCGCCGCCACGCAGCCCGGCUAGUGGCCGCACUACACUCCGCGCACAGCUCCUCGCCGCGCACGCCGCGCUCGCGGAGCUGCAGCGCCAGCUCAACCAGGCCCGCGCACAGCUCGCCUCCACGCAGCCCGGCUAGUGGCCGCACUACACUCCGCGCACAGCUCCUCGCCGCGCACGCCGCGCUCGCGGAGCUGCAGCGCCAACUCAACCAGGCCCGCGCACAGCUCGCCGCCACGCAGCCCGGCUAGUGGCCGCACUACACUCCGCGCACAGCUCCUCGCCGCCACGCAGCCCGGCUAGUGGCCGCACUACACUCCGCGCACAGCUCCUCGCCGCCACGCAGCCCGGCUAGUGGCCGCACUACACUCCGCGCACAGCUCCUCGCCGCCACGCAGCCCGGCUAGUGGCCGCACUACACUCCGCGCACAGCUCCUCGCCGCCACGCAGCCCGGCUAGUGGCCGCACUACACUCCGCGCACAGCUCCUCGCCGCCACGCAGCCCGGCUAGUGGCCGCACUACACUCCGCGCACAGCUCGCCGCCACGCAGCCCGGCUAGUGGCCGCACUACACUCCGCGCACAGCUCCUCGCCGCCACGCAGCCCGGCUAGUGGCCGCACUACACUCCGCGCACAGCUCGCCGCCACGCAGCCCGGCUAGUGGCCGCACUACACUCCGCGCACAGCUCCUCGCCGCCACGCAGCCCGGCUAGUGGCCGCACUACACUCCGCGCACAGCUCCUCGCCGCCACGCAGCCCGGCUAGUGGCCGCACUACACUCCGCGCACAGCUCCUCGCCGCCACGCAGCCCGGCUAGUGGCCGCACUACACUCCGCGCACAGCUCGCCGCCACGCAGCCCGGCUAGUGGCCGCACUACACUCCGCGCACAGCUCCUCGCCGCCACGCAGCCCGGCUAGUGGCCGCACUACACUCCGCGCACAGCUCGCCGCCACGCAGCCCGGCUAGUGGCCGCACUACACUCCGCGCACAGCUCCUCGCCGCCACGCAGCCCGGCUAGUGGCCGCACUACACUCCGCGCACAGCUCCUCGCCGCCACGCAGCCCGGCUAGUGGCCGCACUACACUCCGCGCACAGC
Leguminivora glycinivorella is the source of this 4695-nucleotide messenger RNA. It is a transcript of the gene Atac3, whose product is annotated as ankyrin-3. The coding region runs from base 240 to 1787 and encodes 515 amino acids. Gene Ontology annotation, molecular function: protein binding; transcription cis-regulatory region binding. Lineage: Eukaryota; Metazoa; Arthropoda; Insecta; Lepidoptera; Tortricidae. The record is from RefSeq and is a predicted model, not a curated record. The transcript has 10 exons. Gene Ontology annotation, biological process: positive regulation of transcription by RNA polymerase II. Gene Ontology annotation, cellular component: nucleus.